Molecule: messenger RNA, 2769 nt
Organism: Glycine soja
Lineage: Eukaryota; Viridiplantae; Streptophyta; Magnoliopsida; Fabales; Fabaceae
Product: G-type lectin S-receptor-like serine/threonine-protein kinase At4g27290
Exons: 7
Coding region: 153-2603 (816 amino acids)
Biological process (GO): protein phosphorylation; recognition of pollen
Molecular function (GO): protein serine/threonine kinase activity; ATP binding
Source: RefSeq, a predicted model, not a curated record
GCAUUGAGCCACCGACUAGUCCACGCGUUAAUUCAGUUUACUUCGUAAAAUUUGUUGUCUUGCACAAGCUUUUCUCUCUAUUCAGAUGGUUUCAGUUUUCAUAGUCUUCUGCGUGGCUGUUUUAAGCUCUAACUCUCAAGCUUAGAUACUCAAUGAAGUUUAUUCUUACUAUGAUGAGUUCGAUACCUUAUAUACUGUUUGUCUCUUCUCUUGUAGUUUCCAUAGCAGCAGACACAUCAUCCAUUUCACAAUCCCAAUCCCUCAGUUUCGGAAAAACCAUAGUUUCCCCAAGUGGAACCUUUGAACUUGGUUUCUUCCAUCUUGGAAAUCCAAACAAAAGCUACCUCGGGAUUUGGUUCAAGAAUAUUCCGUCGCGAGACAUUGUUUGGGUUGCAAACGGUGGCAACCCAAUCAACAAUUCCUCUGCCCUCUUGAGCCUAAAAAGUUCUGGCCACUUGGUCCUUACACACAAUAACACUGUAGUUUGGUCCACAAGUUCUCUAAAAGAAGCAAUAAAUCCAGUGGCAAAUCUCUUGGAUUCUGGCAAUCUUGUGAUAAGGGAUGAGAAUGCAGCAAAUCAAGAGGCAUAUCUGUGGCAAAGCUUUGAUUACCCUUCUGAUACAAUGGUGUCAGGAAUGAAGAUUGGAUGGGACCUCAAAAGAAAUCUCAGUAUUCACCUUUCAGCUUGGAAGAGUGCUGAUGAUCCAACCCCAGGAGACUUCACUUGGGGUAUUAUUCUGCACCCUUAUCCUGAAAUGUAUUUGAUGAAGGGAAACAAAAAGUACCAGAGAGUCGGACCAUGGAAUGGUUUGCAGUUCAGUGGCGGCAGGCCGAAAAUUAACAAUCCCGUUUACCUUUACAAGUUUGUCUCCAACAAGGAAGAGAUUUAUUACGAAUGGACUCUCAAGAAUGCUAGUUUACUAUCAAAAUUGGUAGUUAACCAAACCGCACAAGAUCGUUCUCGUUAUGUAUGGUCAGAGACGACUAAAUCAUGGGGGUUUUAUUCAACAAGGCCGGAAGACCCUUGUGAUCAUUAUGGGAUUUGUGGAGCCAAUGAAUAUUGCAGCCCUAGUGUAUUACCAAUGUGUGAGUGCUUAAAAGGGUACAAGCCUGAGUCUCCUGAAAAAUGGAACUCAAUGGACAGGACCCAAGGAUGUGUCCUCAAACAUCCAUUGAGUUGCAAGGAUGAUGGGUUUGCUCCAUUGGACAGGUUGAAAGUUCCUGAUACUAAAAGAACAUAUGUGGAUGAGAGUAUUGAUCUAGAGCAAUGCAAAACCAAGUGCUUGAAAGAUUGUUCUUGUAUGGCAUAUACAAAUACAAAUAUAAGUGGAGCAGGCAGUGGUUGUGUCAUGUGGUUUGGUGAGUUAUUUGACAUCAAACUGUUUCCAGAUCGCGAAAGUGGGCAGCGUCUAUAUAUAAGGUUGCCUCCUUCAGAAUUAGAGUCUAACUGGCACAAGAAGAUCUCUAAAAUAGUAAAUAUAAUAACCUUCGUUGCUGCAACUUUAGGCGGUAUCCUUGCAAUUUUUUUCAUCUACAGAAGGAACGUUGCUGAUAAGUCAAAGACAAAAGAAAGCAUUGAAAGACAACUAGAAGAUGUGGAUGUGCCUUUGUUCAAUCUGCUAACCAUCACCAUUGCCACUAACAAUUUCUUAUUGAAAAAUAAGAUUGGACAAGGUGGCUUUGGACCUGUAUAUAAGGGAAAAUUAGAAGGUGGGCAAGAAAUUGCUGUGAAGAGGCUUUCAAGUAGGUCUGGACAAGGAUUAACAGAGUUCAUAACAGAAGUAAAACUGAUUGCAAAGCUUCAACACCGGAAUCUUGUAAAGCUCCUUGGCUGUUGCAUUAAAGGAAAAGAAAAAUUACUAGUAUAUGAAUACAUGGUUAAUGGAAGCCUGGACUCCUUCAUAUUUGAUAAAAUAAAAAGUAAAUUACUGGAUUGGCCUCAACGCUUCCACAUAAUACUUGGAAUUGUUAGGGGGCUUUUGUAUCUUCAUCAAGAUUCUCGAUUAAGGAUUAUUCAUAGAGAUCUCAAAGCAAGUAACAUUUUACUCGAUGAAAAGUUAAAUCCAAAAAUAUCAGAUUUUGGCUUGGCAAGAGCUUUCGGAGGAGACCAAACUGAAGGAAACACAGAUAGAGUAGUUGGGACUUAUGGAUACAUGGCCCCGGAGUAUGCUGUUGAUGGGCAAUUUUCAAUCAAAUCUGAUGUUUUCAGCUUUGGAAUUUUGUUGUUGGAGAUUGUAUGUGGAAACAAAAAUAAAGCUCUUUGUCACGAAAACCAAACUCUUAAUCUUGUUGGUCAUGCAUGGACACUUUGGAAAGAGCAAAAUGCUUUACAACUUUUUGACUCGAGCAUAAAGGACUCGUGUGUUAUCUCAGAAGUACUGCGAUGCAUCCAUGUUAGUCUCUUGUGUGUGCAACAAUACCCGGAGGAUAGGCCAACCAUGACUUCAGUAAUUCAAAUGUUAGGGAGUGAGAUGGAUAUGGUUGAGCCAAAAGAACCUGGUUUCUUUCCAAGGAGAAUUUUGAAAGAAGGAAAUCUAUGCACAAAUCUAAACCAAGUGACUUCAAACGAUGAAUUAUCCAUUACGUCAUUAAGUGGUCGAUGAAAAUGCAGUAAAUGAUUAUGUUUGGCAAGUCGCUUAGAUUGUCUUGUAUCUGUUUUUACUAGUUUUAAAAAUACUAACUUCUAAUUUUUAUGUUUUUAUAUUUUAUUCCCCUAAAUUCUUUAAGUGGUCGAUGAAAAUGUAGUAAAUGAUUAUGUUUGGCAAGUCA